CUAUUCGCUUUCCCUCUAACUUCUAUCCCUACCUUGGUCCAAUGUUCUCAUCCUUCUCAGCGCAUAUCUCCUUUUUAUUUUGACUCUCAGUCAGUACGCAUUCGCACGGUUCCGCGGGUGUCGCCAGCUUGAUAUGUAAACUCGGUCGCGUACAUACGUUGCACGAUUCUCAAAAUGUUCCAUCGAUCCCUGAAAAGCUCUGACACAAAAAUAGAAUAACAUACUGGAGAGGAGGACGUACGAAAGAAGAUUCCAUCGUAUGCAAAUUAUUCAUUCUCCAAUGUGGUGUUUAGUGAAAUGGAAUCUUGGCCAUUGUGCCUACAGCUAUGAAAAUGCUAUUUUAUAACUUGAACAUUUGGUGAAAUUUUAAAAAACACGAAUAUCUAUAAGAAGAAUGUUCCUAGAAUAGGAUAUAUUUUCUUUGUAUUAUUUUUCUCUUCCUCCGCUUCAUAUUUUCCAAUCACGCUCAAAUAAAAUGAAUCUUCAAUUGUUUGCGGAUUUUUUGAGCAUCAUCACGAUAACCAUGUGCUUUGUACUUAAAGUGCCACAAAUUUUUAAUCUUAUAAAUGUGAAAUCCGCCGCUGGAAUAUCCAUUCUGGGACUUCUACUUGAACUGACGAGUUACACUGUGAUGACUGGCUACAAUUAUACCAAUGGAUAUUCACUCUUAUCCUACCUCGAGUAUCCCGUUAUUCUUCUACAGGAAUUUGUACUUAUAUUUUUAGUACUGAAGUAUUUAAAUCAAAUCAAUAGAACAUUCGUAAUCCUGGCUGUUCUUUACUUUACACUCUGCACCUGUCUCCUGCUGCAGAUCUUUCCAAAAGUCAUCUUUACCUACCUGGCACCAAUGUGCACACCUAUCUCGGCAUCAAGCAAAGUUGUGCAGUUGUUGGCGAUAAUCAGAGCAAGGAAUGCAGAAUCCGUCUCUGUUCUCACAUGGCUCAUAUCUACUUUUACAAAUUUAACAAGAGUAUUUACCAUUUGGAUGGAUUCAGCGGACCUUCUGCUGCUUGGAAACUUCAUCAUCUCGGUCGCAUUAAGUUCCAGUAUAAUGUUUUCGGCAAUGUACUACAAACGACGGGUGAAGCAAGAGUAAGGCGAUGCAUGCUGGUCGUUACUAUAUUACUUUAAAUAAAUAUAAGUGAAAAGUCUUCCUUAAGUUAGAUAGAAGCAUAUGGAAAAAAAUGAGAGCGAAUUACUGAAUGUACUCAAAAUAGACUGCAUAAUCGUUAUUAUACACUCAGCGAACGCAAAGCAGAAUUUAAAUAUCGAAAAUGUUACAAUUUUCCACCCGUGGAUGUAAUAGCUAUAAAACACCUCACCUACGUAUUUAUUAUAUUCUCGAAUAGAAAAAUUGUAACGUUACCAAUAUGUGACUGUUGCUUUGUGUGGUUGUUUUAUUUUAUUCACUUACCAAUGUAAAGGAUAUUAAAAAUAAAAUAACUAUUUGGAUGUUGAA
Cephus cinctus (wheat stem sawfly) is the source of this 1459-nucleotide messenger RNA. Its product is annotated as PQ-loop repeat-containing protein 3. The coding region runs from base 476 to 1096 and encodes 206 amino acids. The transcript has 5 exons. NCBI's taxonomy places the organism in Eukaryota, Metazoa, Arthropoda, Insecta, Hymenoptera, Cephidae. The record is from RefSeq and is a predicted model, not a curated record.